Exophiala aquamarina CBS 119918 is the source of this 1008-nucleotide messenger RNA. RefSeq lists its product as uncharacterized. NCBI's taxonomy places the organism in Eukaryota, Fungi, Ascomycota, Eurotiomycetes, Chaetothyriales, Herpotrichiellaceae. The record is from RefSeq and is a predicted model, not a curated record. The transcript has a single exon. The coding region runs from base 1 to 1008 and encodes 335 amino acids.
AUGGCACACCCUCCAAUAAUACUAUUCACAUACGAGUCAUCCGUCUUUGGGCGGAAGAUGGAUUGGUACUUCACGCUCAGCGGUCUGAAAUACAACCACUGCAUCACGCUCAACCGACUACCACGACCCGUCCUCGAGAAGCUCGGGGUUAAGUAUCGACGGAUACCCAUCCUGGCGAUCGGUCGGGACAUCUACUGUGACACUCGGCUGAUAAUCAAUAAGUUGGAGGAAUUGUUCCCCGAGAACAGGAUCAGCUCACGAAACCCAUUUGAGAAGGGUCUGCAACACGUAUUCGAGACCUGGUUGAUCGACGGAGGACCUUUCUGGAGAACGGCGGGGCUUAUCCCUCCGGACUCGGACAUCAUGAAGGACGAAGAGUGGUGUAAGGACAGACUGGAGAUGACGGGGAACAACUUCAACGCCGAGACGAUCAGGAAGGGUCGGCCGGAGAGUGUUGCUCAUGUACGCACGUACUUCAACAUAAUGGAAAGGGAGCUACUCGCCGAUGGGAGGCACUUCCUCCUGAAUGGUCCGAACCCGACAUUGUUGGACAUACAUGGGAUAUGGACAUUUCACUGGGCGACUAGCAGAGGUUUGGCCUUGCGGGAAGCAUUGGACAAGGAAGGUACUAUUGAUGAGAAUCAGUUCCCAAGGACUUUUGCAUAUGUCGAUCGGUUUGCAGACGCCUUGACCAAGAAACAACUAAAGAACGGCAAGCCCCAGAAACUUUCGGAUAAGGAAACAAUCAAGACAAUUCUCGAAGCGGAUUUCUUCGAGGCAGAGAGUGAUGUCGACGAACGAGAUCCAUUGAACUUGAAGAAAGGCCAGCUGGUAGAGAUAUGGCCUGUGGAGUCUGGAUUCAAUCAUCAUGACAAAGGUGAAUUGAUCUCAAUCAGUGUAAAUGAAGUGGUGAUUGCAAGCAAACCCGAAGUUGGCGAUGGACUGUUGAGAAUUCACUACCCUCGGACAAAUAUUCGCAUCAGUCCUGUCAGCGGAUUAAAGCUAUAG